Molecule: messenger RNA, 1609 nt
Organism: Pseudoliparis swirei
Lineage: Eukaryota; Metazoa; Chordata; Actinopteri; Perciformes; Liparidae
Gene: trim35-12
Product: tripartite motif containing 35-12
Exons: 6
Coding region: 1-1569 (522 amino acids)
Biological process (GO): protein ubiquitination
Molecular function (GO): protein binding; ubiquitin-protein transferase activity; zinc ion binding
Source: RefSeq, a predicted model, not a curated record
AUGGCGUUGCGCCCACGCGCCUCCUCUCAGCCCGGAAUACGUUCCUUCUUCCAGAGCCCCAAGGUGUCUUCGGCCCUUCGACCGCGGGCCGUCUCCUCCCGCUCGAGCUCCAUGCUGGAGGAGGAUCUGUCUUGUCCCGUCUGCUGUGAGAUCUUCAAGGACCCCGUGGUGCUCAAGUGCAGCCACAGCUUCUGCCGAGCGUGUCUGCAGCAGUUCUGGAACAAGAAGAAGGCCCGACGCGAGUGUCCCGUCUGCAGGUGGAAGUGCUCGCUGACGGAGCCCACGGUCAGCCUGUCUCUGAAGAACGUGGCCGACACCUUCCAGAGGGAGCAGGAGCGCAGGACGCCCGCGUCUGGAACGGGGGGUGGAGGCGACUGGACCGGGGAAGGUCCGGUGGAGGCGAAGUGCGUCACACACGGGGAAGUUCUCAAGCUCUUCUGUCUGGACGACUUUGAAGCCCUCUGCUGCGUGUGUCACACCUCCAAGAAGCAUCAAGGACACCGAGUGUGUCCUCUAGAGGAGGGAGCGCAGGACUUUAAGGCGGAGCUGAAGAAAGAUCUGAUUCCUCUGAAGAAACACCUGCGCUGCCUGUAUGAAGCCAAGCAGGAGUGUGAUGACACAACUGUGCACAUCAAGAGCCAGACUCAGGCCACAGAGAAGCAGAUCCAAGAGGAGUUUGAGCAGCUGCAGGAGUUUCUGCAGAAGGAAGAGAGAGCUCGACUCGCUGCCCUGCUGCAGGAGGACGAGGAGAAGAAAGAGCUGGUGAGGAAGAAGUCCGAGAACAUCACCAGAGGCAUCCUCACCUUCUCGCACGCCGUCAUCGCCAUUGAGAAUGAGAUCUCUUCCAGUGACGCGCUGUUCCUCAAGAAUUAUAGCAACACAAAGAAAAGAGCGCAGCUCGAACACAACGAGCCGGACAAAUUGUCCGGUGCUCUUAUAAACGUGGCCAAGCACGUCAGCUCCCUCAAGUACCAUGUGUGGGAGAAGAUGGCGGAGCUGGUUCAGUACACACCCAUCAGCCUGGACCCCAACACCGCCUACCCCUGGUUGUGCCUCUCUCCAGACCUGACCUGUGUCACCAACAGUGGAUGUCUCCAGAAGCUGCCGGACAAUCCCGAACGCUUCGGCCACUUUGUGUUCCUGCUCGGCUCGGAGGGCAUCACUUCGGGCCGCCACGCCUGGGAGGUGGAGGUGGGCGACAAGGCAGACUGGAUGCUCGGAGUGGUCAAGGAGUCCGUCGACAGGAAAGGACGGAUUUCCGGGUGUCCCGAGGGCGGGUUUUGGAUGAUCUCGCACUACGAGGGCGAGUACUCGGCCAUGACGAGGCCCAGCACCCCGCUGCACCCUCAAGGUGAGCUGACCCGAGUCAGGGUGCAGCUGGACUACGACUCCGGAGAGUUGACUUUCUCCAACCCUGUCAGCAUGACGGCAAUCUACACCUUCGCCGACUUCUUCACUGAGAAGAUGUUCCCCUUCUUCUGCCCCGGAGCCAACAUCAACGGGAACAACCAGAAGCCGCUUAAGAUCUGCCCCGCCAAGGUGGCUGUGUGGAACAGCGCCACCUGGUGAUUUUAAAAGUGUCUCAACCUAUCUAAGUGCAUGCCUGUGU